Messenger RNA from Candidula unifasciata, 1146 nucleotides. Lineage: Eukaryota; Metazoa; Mollusca; Gastropoda; Stylommatophora; Geomitridae. The record is from the annotation of a GenBank genome assembly.
AUGGCGGGCAUCUCAAACACAGUCAAAUCUAUAGCUAAAACUAAACAGUUUUCCUACGAUAUCUUUUUCGAUGGCGCUUUAUUAUCUAGCACCAGGGGAUCUCUAAUUGUAGAACUCAUCAAAUACUUUUUAUACGAACGUCAACAGAUUCCACUGCCUGUUGAUGAAUUGAAAAAUAAAGUGGCACACGAGGAAAACUCCGACAAUUUAGAAGCAGAAACUGAUAAUAAUAAUCAUCUAUCCGGACGAAAAUUACACGAGGCUGGUCAGCUAGCGUUAAAAUUUAAGUCAGCGAAUACCAAACCACCAUGGUCAAAGUCACACUUACAGGACAAGAAGGCCAAACAUCUAGUGACUGAGCUGACACAGUUGUUUGACAGCUUACAGAAAGCUUUUGAAUUGUGUCCAGAGAUUGAACAGGUUGCUAUUAUUCUCGGGGGAACAGUGAUGAACCCAAAGGAAUCCUACGUGAUCAGCUUCCCGCCACCUUGCCCUGACGCCGACAGUCUCCCCCUCAUGUCCUGCAAACGUACACUUUUUCAGCAGAUAAUUGGCGAGGACAUCCUUGGGACAAUGAGUACAAACCUGUCACCCACAAGUAUGAUGAUAUCCGUUCUGGCCCCUCGCUCCUGUCCUGUAAAAGGCUUUGUACCCAAACAUUUUAUGCGCACUCCAAAGACUGGAGCCGUGAUAUCUUUUAACUUCCAUUGCAACUAUCUCUUGCCAGUUUGUCAUGAUUUAACAUUUUUUGAAGACUUGGAAAUUUCCGGAAUAGAAAUUUUGGGCAGUGUACAAAAAAAGCCUGAUAGUGGGAAAAACAGAAGUAGACUGUCUGUAGACUCAAAAAUUGGAGAACACUCUUUUAAAGAAAAUCAUAUGGAUUCAGGAUUAAACAGUGCUGAAGUCUCCUCAGGUGGUGAAAAUUUCUUACAUCCAGGGUUUGGAAGUGAGAUAAAUCAUAAGCAGACACCUCAGAUAAAGCAGCUUACCAAGAGACUUGCUAGUCCGGUUGUUAGAAGUGCUGAUGUCCCACUAAGUACUGACUCCUCUCAGACAGGCUCCGACUGUAUUUGGUACCAAAGUCCGAUCGUCAUCAAAGGCUACAGGAUCAAAGAUGUCUUUCAUAACGCUUUCACAAGCUGUUGA